Molecule: messenger RNA, 933 nt
Organism: Aspergillus wentii DTO 134E9
Lineage: Eukaryota; Fungi; Ascomycota; Eurotiomycetes; Eurotiales; Aspergillaceae
Product: NAD-dependent epimerase/dehydratase family protein
Exons: 1
Coding region: 1-933 (310 amino acids)
Source: RefSeq, a predicted model, not a curated record
AUGGGCAAAAGAAUCAUCGUCACCGGUGGCUCCGGCAAGACCGGCACUCUCGUCAUCCAACAUCUCCUCGCCCAAGGCCAUACUGUCCUCAACCUCGAUCUCGCUCCUCUUCCUUCCCCUCUAUCUUCGCAAGUCCACACCAUCAAGACCGACCUCACCAACCCCGGCCAGGUCUUCUCAGCAUGUCUAUCUCACUUCCACCUCACGGAGCCCUUCAAUUCCUCCAAACAUGACCCUCUCAACACCCCCGCAGACGGCAUCAUCCAUCUCGCCGCCCUCCCCCAACCUCUCCUCGUUCCAGACACCGAAACCUAUCGCGUCAACACUCUAUCCACGUAUAACAUUCUCGAAGCAGGCUGCAAAUUAGGCAUCCCCAAGAUCAUCCUCGCUAGUUCCGUGUGCGUGUACGGAAUCGCCUACGCAGAAGGCGAUGUCCCCUACCCCAGUUUCCCCAUCGACGAAACAAUCGACGUCGACCCAAUGGACGCAUACGGGAUUUCGAAAGUCUGCGCCGAACGCACCGCCCGUGGCUUCGCACGCCGUUUCGCAGGAAAGGUCGACAUCUACGCCAUGCGUCUAGGCCGCGUCGUGGCACCGGAAGAAUACGAACAGGCGAUGUGGAAGAGCUACGUCCAGGAGCCUGAGAAGUGGAAGGUGCACGGGUGGAGUUACAUUGACGCACGGGAUUUCGGGCGCAUGUGUGAAUUGUGCGUGUUGCGAGAGACUGGAAAGGAUGGAUUUCAAGUGUUUAAUGCGACGAACGAUGAGAUUACGAAUAGAGAAGAGACGGCGGCGUUUUUGAAGCGAGUGUGUCCUGGGGUGGAGUUUACGCGGGAGAUGGGACAGACCGAAGCACCGUUUAGCAAUCGCAAGAUUAAAGAGGUGUUGGGGUUCAAGGAAGAGCAUAACUGGAGGAAGUAUUAUAAAGAUUGA